UCCUGCCGGCUCUGCCGUGAUUUAUGGAAAGCGGUUUCUGACGCGGGGCUUUUUCUAUUACGACAGGGACCCACGGACUGGAGGAGGCAAAGCUGCAGUCAGGGCAGGAGAAGUGAGGGAGAGGAAGAGGCGGGAGCAGAGGGACACGGAGGAGUGGAGAGGACAGAGGGAGAAACAGGCACCGAGACACUUCAGAGAUGGGUGAGUUAUAACUGAGAGAGCAGGAGGAAAGGCAGAGAAAGGAAGAGAAGGAGAGCCGUGGGGAAGGGGAAGGGAAAGGGAAAGGAGAUCUGAGACUGAGUCAGCUUCCAGAGGGCAAACACCAGGAGACGAGUUCAGGGAACAGCCCAGCAUACCAAGAAGGACCUGCUCCGUCUGAAUCUUCACCAUGAGCACAAGGAAGAGCUGCCCCCUGCCACUGGGGCAAGGAGACCAGGAGGAAAAGCAAAGCGAGGGUACCCCUGACCUGGAGCGACAGGAGUGUGAGAUGGAGCUGAGGAACAAAGCUAUUCUGCAACAGAAAAGGCGCCUCAAACAGGCCACCCAGUUUGUGCACAAGGACUCUGCUGACCUGCUGCCCCUGGAUGGCUUGACAAGGCUUGGCACCUCCAAGGAUCUGCAGCCUCAUAGUGUGGUCCAGCGGCGCCUCUUGGAAGGCAACCUGAACAAGCUGCGGGGCGAGGCCAGGGGUCAGCCUGCACGGGUUCAAUCUCCGCUGGCAAAAGACCAGGAUGACAAGAUAGAAAAGGGAGAGGACAGGAGAAAAGAGACUUCACCCCUGCUAAUACAGUGCCAGUGCCAAGGUCAGGUAUUGAAAGCGACUGUUAACACUGGAUGUCUACCAAACCUCAUCUCCAAGAGGUGUUUAAAGCAGCUGGGGCUGGAAGAAGUGUCUGCCAUGGACUGUGGAGACCUCUCUCUUCCCAUCCCCAGCGUUGUUGGCCGAGUAGAACAUAUGGAGUUGCAAAUUGGCCAGGAGACAGUGCUGUGUUCAGCACUGGUUGUAGAUGAUGAAAUGCUGGAGUUUUGCAUUGGCCUCCAGACUCUGUUGUCUCUUAAGUGUUGCAUCGACUUGGAGGAAGGAGUCCUGAGAUUUAAAGCGCUGAGUCAGGAGCUGCCUUUUCUACAUGCCUCUGAAGAGCCUGGUCAGUGACUGGCUGCAUUCCCCAUGUCUGGAGACCUGCUGAGACGAGAGAGAGAUGAGGGUGAGGCUCCCAUGCCCCUAACCUUGCUGAGUUCUAGGCUGAGGCAUUCAAUGGGGAGUGAGAAAAAGGCAAUUGGGUGCUGGAAGCUGUCACUGGGAGUGCCUCAACUUGAGAUAUCCCUCCUUUCAGUGGACCCUGUUGCUUGUCCUGAUGUGCCGAGUGGGCAUUUUGUUCUUGUUCUGCUAUUUGGCCCUAGUCACUCCAAUUUCUGGUUCUGUAAUAAAUUUAUGCUACCCCUUUAGUGACUUUACAACAGCCUCUGUUCACAAGAGAGUUUCUGUGAACAAUCUCCAGUUGCUCUAUUGACAGGAGAACAGCGUUUUCUCCAAAGACCUCCAAAGAUUACCACGAAUGUUUCCCUUCUCAUUGCCUCAAUGCCAGCGUACACCAGUCCUGUUUCUUUGUUGGAAGGGCUCUGUUCCCUUUGCCUGCACUCUGGGAAACUGGAUUUUGCUGCUUUCUGCUGGCCCAGAGCAGAAAUAUUUUCUUGGGAAAACUUUGUGGCAAAAACAGUUUUAGAGUUCUCAGUUCUAAGAAACCUUAUCAGAAAUGUUGAGUGCAGAUGCCUAAAGCACUGACAGGGGCUUGGGCUUUGCCAUUGCAUCCAUGGGCACUAAGCUAUAUUAUAUGAAUGGCAAUGCUUACCAUCUCUUGGUGUUACAGCCUCUAACCUAACCAGACUUGCACACCCUGUUCUUCUGGCCAGGCCACUCCUCUCUGCACUCCAGCUGCUAGAGCUGCAUCCCUGUUCCCUCUGCUGCUUCACUGGAGAUCCUGCCACUCAGUCUAAAUGCUGAGAUGAAUUACAGCACCAAGUCUUCUGCUCUGUCAGCUCCUUUCUUUCAACUUGGAAUCCAGUGAUUAAACACAGACACAUCAUCAGCCUCGAGUCCUGGCAUCAUACAGCCCAUCAACUUUGCUUCUCUUGCACAAAAUGAGAACUUGUAGUAUCAGCUCAGGUUACAGAACUGUGAACUCAUCUGGACUGUUAAAGGUGAUUAUUAAGUCACUUAACAAUUGGGUAUAUUUAAUUCCUUUUUUUCUUUUUAAUUUCCAUACUAAAGCAUAGCUGUAUUUAAAAUACAUAAUCUAUUCUUAACUAACUCUAGGAAAAAUGCACUAGAUAGGACUUGUUCCAUGCCUCAUGGCUACUGAUUCACUAUCCAAACUGCAAAAGGUACCUUUAUCCACCUUUAAAAUGCUAUGACAACCCCAUUUUUUCCUAUUUUCCUGGAUUAAACACCGCUGAUUCUCUUCCUUUUUUA
This is a messenger RNA of Prinia subflava (tawny-flanked prinia), 2470 nucleotides long. It is a transcript of the gene NRIP2, whose product is annotated as nuclear receptor interacting protein 2. Gene Ontology annotation, molecular function: aspartic-type endopeptidase activity. The transcript has 6 exons. Bases 389 to 1153 code for a protein of 254 amino acids. Lineage: Eukaryota; Metazoa; Chordata; Aves; Passeriformes; Cisticolidae. The record is from RefSeq and is a predicted model, not a curated record. Gene Ontology annotation, biological process: proteolysis.